CACUGACCGGCCACGCCGACUUUGGCUAGGCAGCCAUCGUGCUGGGUUUUAUCUACCCUCAAACUUCUGAGCCCUUGUCAAGUCCAUGAACUAAUUCUGACCAACCACAUCUAUGGAGGUCCUGAGAUGAACGUGGCUGUGAUUUACACUUUGCUGAUGAACCAAAUUGUCGCUGAUCAAGCUUUAUAGCCAGCAAAACACCCGCACGAUGAUGCACUGGUAGCGAGCUUCCAGGUGUCCAAGCCACAAAGCCCUGAGUGCAGAUGGAGCCCCCGCAAUGUAUUCCCGACAUGGUAGUUGCGAGUGAUGACAAGAAGGGGCUGAUACUUCAGCGGGCCGCCUCAAGUGAUUUGUACCUGGGGAUGAUAAAGCUGCUGGCCGUCGAAUUUAAAUACCACCUCUGUUCACAAUCAAUUAUAGCCCAGACUUCGAGCCAGACCUUCCUUCACAGCAUAUUCUCCACGAAUACUUUUCGUUGUCAAGCACGAUGAACGCCAUCUUUGUAGCCGAUCUGGUCCUUUACCUGGUGCUCUUGCCUUUGGUCCUUUACAUUGUCUGGACGCGUCGCUCAGGUGGACUCUUGGCAUGGUAUUAUCUGAGCGUCUUCUGUAUCGCUCGUAUCGUGGGAGGUGCGAUAGGAGUACACGAUAACCAGAGCCUCGCCGCGAAUAUCAUCGUGGGCGUGGGCAUUUCGCCGCUCAUCCUAGCAAUCGAUGGUCUCCUCCAUGAAGCACGAGCCUACCGCAACCCCGGGAGACAACGGGUCGGCUGGGCGGUGGUCAUUCUGGCCACAGGGUUGAUGGCAACAGCUCUUGCGCUUGCCAUUGUGGGUGCCUUGAACGUCUAUGAAGGCCAUCCCAAGCCGGACAGUCUCGACCACUGGAAGACAGGCACCGGAUUGAUGGUAUUGGUUUGGGGUUUGGAGGUGAUCUGGGCGUGUUUCCUGCUCUUGCCAUCGCAGCGACGGAAGGAUGCCUUCUCGUUUCAUGCUGGCACUACGCUUGUACAAGGCUCGUUUCUGGCGCUGUUCUUCGUGGGAAUUCGGGCUAUAUAUCAGUUGAUCGCGGUGUGCACGCAGCGGAAAGACCUCAGCUCCAGCACUGGAAGUUUGGCAGUGCGUGUGCUCUUGGUCUUUUUGCCAGAAGCGUUUACAGUCUUCUCGAUGGUGCUUGUAGGCGUGCAGACGAGGAACGUCAGUAAAGGUUGAACAUGCGACGCUUCCAUGACC
Molecule: messenger RNA, 1228 nt
Organism: Aspergillus aculeatus ATCC 16872
Lineage: Eukaryota; Fungi; Ascomycota; Eurotiomycetes; Eurotiales; Aspergillaceae
Exons: 3
Coding region: 488-1207 (239 amino acids)
Source: RefSeq, a predicted model, not a curated record